This is a messenger RNA of Rubroshorea leprosula, 1375 nucleotides long. The record is from the annotation of a GenBank genome assembly. Lineage: Eukaryota; Viridiplantae; Streptophyta; Magnoliopsida; Malvales; Dipterocarpaceae.
CCCAACAAAACUCAGGAGAUUGCGAUGAAUCCUUCAAUCAACUCCUAUGACUACAGUUUAAGAACUGAUUUUUGUUUGCAGGUGACAAACAAGGUUCUUUUGGAACAAGUGGAAAGAGGCUCAAAUUUCAUCUCGUCUCCUUUGUCAUUCCAAGUUAUGCUGAGCCUAAUUGCUGCAGGAUCAAGUGGAGAUACCCUGAGGCAGCUUCUUUCCUCUCUGGGAGCCGAUAGUGUUAGCCAUCUUAGCAGUUCAUCUGCACAGAUUAUCAACUUCAUAUCACCGACUGCAACUGGAAGACCAACCUUGUCUUUUGUUAAUGGUGCUUGGCUGGAUCGAAGUUUCUGUUGGAAUCCUCCUUUUGAAAAGUUUGUCAAAGAUGCGUACAAAGCAACAGUGGAAGAAGCUGACUUUGCAAACAAGGCUGACGAAGUAGUGCGUGAAGUGAAUGCAUGGGCGGAACGGUCGAUCAAUGGACUGAUAAAACAACUUCUACGAGGCAGUUCCUUAGAUGGGGAGACAGUGCUAGUUCUUGCAAAUGCACUAUACUUCAAAGGGUCAUGGGACCGAAGAUUUGAUCCAUCGAGGACCGAACUCAGAGACUUUCAUCUCCUAAAUGGACAAAUUGUUCAAGCUCCCUUCAUGACCUCUCAGCUCCCCUACCAAAGUUAUGGAGAUGCAAGAAAAUUCUUCAUGUACAUGUUUCUCCCUCAUGAGAAAUAUGGCUUGCCAGAUCUAAUAGUAAGAUUCAAUUCUAUUCCUGGCUUCUUUGAUCAGCGCUUCCCACUUAUGAAAGAGGAACUUCAUGAUUUUUGGAUCCCAAGAUUGAAGUUCUCCUUUGAGUUUGAAGCUUCAGAGACAAUGAAAGAAAUGGGACUUCAGCUACCAUUCAUGAAGUUUGGUGCAGAACUUACUAACAUGGUGGAUUCACCUACAAGCAACAAGCUGUUUGUCUCAGACAUGUUCCAGAAAUCUUAUAUUGAAGUCAAUGAAGAAGGGACAGAGGCUGUAGGUAGCACUGCUACUAUGGCAAAAUUGUUAUGUUACGAUAUGCAGCCACUCCCAGGAUUUGUGGCUGACCAUCCUUUUAUGUUCAUGAUAAGAGAGGAGACUUCAGGGCUUGUGUUCUUCACUGGAGCAGUUCUUAACCCACUUUUGGACGAUUGUGUCUUACAAAAGUAUCUAUAGUUAUCAAUUAGUUCUAGCUUUUCAAUGAUGCCAUGUAUUUUACCUAUCUUGUUUGAUGCCUUCAGUAAUACCGUUUAAGUUUAAUAAAUCCACACAAGAAUCUCAACUGUUUUCCAUAGGAGUGAUUAGACUUGAAUGGAAUUGCUAAUAUUGCCAAGGGCCAUCUCUGAAAUGAAAUAAUGAAUGGAAU